Triticum urartu is the source of this 1102-nucleotide messenger RNA. Its product is annotated as noroxomaritidine/norcraugsodine reductase. Gene Ontology annotation, molecular function: oxidoreductase activity. The record is from RefSeq and is a predicted model, not a curated record. NCBI's taxonomy places the organism in Eukaryota, Viridiplantae, Streptophyta, Magnoliopsida, Poales, Poaceae.
GGACGUGCCGUGUGUAAUCUUCAAAUAAGAGAGAAAGUGACACCACACAAUCAGACACACAUACAGAGAGAGAGAGAGAUGGCAGCCGCUGGAGUUAGCAGGGAGCAGAGGUGGAGCCUCGCCGGCGCAACCGCGCUGGUCACCGGCGGCAGCAGAGGAAUUGGGCAUGCAAUCGUGGAGGAGCUUGUCGGGCUCGGGGCGCGGGUGCACACGUGCUCUGAGAACGCGGCGGAGUUGGAGGAGCCGGUCACCGUCUCCGUCUGCGACGUCUCCGUGCGAGCCGAGAGGGAGAAGCUCAUGGAGACGGCGAAGCAAACCUUCGACGGCAAGCUCGACAUACUAGUAAACAACGUGGGGCGGAAUGUGGCCAAGGCGGCCGUGGAGUGGACGGCGGAGGAGUACUCGCAUCUCAUGUCGACUAACUUGGAGGCGGCGUUCCACCUAAGCCAGCUCGCACACCCCUUCCUCCGAGACGCCUCCAUCGCCGGAGGAGGCAGCGUCGUUAACAUCUCCUCGGUUGCAAGCUCACUCGGCUACCCGACCCUCGCGCUAUAUUGCAUAUCUAAAGGAGGAGUUAAUCAGCUUACAAGGAGCCUUGCUGCCGAGUGGGCUCAAGAUAAGAUCCGUGUCAACUCCGUCGCUCCGGGUGGGAUCAAUACCGAGCUGCAAAACAGUGUGGAUCCAAAGGUCAUAGAAAAUACGUUGUUGAGAACUCCGAUGCAUCGGCUCGGUGAGCCAGUUGAGGUGGCGUCGAUGGUGUCGUUCCUUUGCAUGCCAGCAGCUUCAUUCGUCACCGGCCAGGUCAUCUACGUCGAUGGGGGCCGAACCAUUAGUGGCUAAUCAAUUAUUCCAACCUACUUUAGUAACCGUUAAGCUCCUCUCCCGGUUGACCGGUGCGAACAAAAUUAGGUUGUGUUUGGUUGUUAUUCUAAAAAAGUUAUUGUGAGUUGUGAGCGGUAAGAAAGUUAUUAUAAACCUUCAGCUAUGGAAAAGCUGAAAGUUGUUUGGUUGAGAGACAACCAUGAAACUGUAGAUUUGGUUGUAAAUUGGAACACUUCUUUCAAGUUCUUGCUUAAAAUUUCUCAAAAAACAUUAUUCUCAA